AAAGGUGUUGCAACAAUUGCCGCGGUUGCCAUGGCACAGCGUCAGCGGUUGCACUGAAUCAUGGGGCUUGAAAGAUAAAGGUUACGGUUUGUGGUCUGUGCUAUCGCUGUGUUUACGGGGAUGAUUAAAGGGAAAUAUAUUUAAACGACCAGUCAAUACAGUGUAGUUUCUCAGAGAGCGGAGAGAACAUUUUCAGUUUUAAUUACGGAUAAGUCGGCUAACGCUCGAACUAGCUUGCUACUCCUAGCUAACAUUAGCGGUUUGAAUCUACGAUGAAUCUGGUCCCCGCUAUGAAGUUUAAUCGGAGCGAAACAGUAGUGAAAUAGCUGAAUAAAACGAGCAAACAAGGUAGAGCUCAGUUGGACCAAUUUUUAAAUACAAAAAGGGAAUAAGAAGACAGGUCAGUAUAAUGGUUGUUAAAAAAAACAAAGGAAAAAAGAGGCUAAAAACAGCAGAAAUAACCUGGAUGUGACACAUGGGAUUCAGCACACAUUAUCAGACAGACAGCAUGGAAGAAUCAGAAAAAGCCCCUGAAGCGAUUGAGGACAACCGGAUUCUAAGUCGCCAGUCCCGUCGAAGCACAAAGAAAGAGUCUCGAGCAUCAUCGGGGCGGAGGCACAGAAUGGGAAAAAGUCACAGAGAAGACACGAGUGUCGACAGCAGAUCGAAAGCAACAACCUGCCGAUCCGAUCCAGAUCGAGACCGGAUUUCAGAUGGAGAGGGACGGAGAAGUGACGGGUCACUAUAUUCUGAGGACUACGAGAACGCUACACAGUCGGAACGCUCACUUUCACCUUUCUCCCAGACACUCACUCCAUCUCCGGUGCCACAGAGAGGGCUGCAGGCAAAGCAGAUUUCUAGAAGUCCACCCCACAAGCUACGUGGCGUUGGGCGCUGGAAUGCAUCGCGGCCACAGCGACCUGGAGGCCUUCCCAUCACACAGCACAACCGCAAGGGAAAUCGGUCUCAAAGCAAAGAGUCCACGCUGCCUAAAGACCUGGAUCUGGUGACCAAGCGGAUGCUUUCAGCCCGCCUACUGAAGAUCAAUGAAUUGCGCAACUCCCUUGCUGAACUAAAGCAGCAGAAUGAUGAACUGAAGAAGGAAAAUAGAACUCUCAGACAGCUUCAGGUGCGUCAGGAAAAAGCCCUGCAGCGCUACGACGACACGGAAAGUGAGAUUUCCCAGCUCCUGGCGCGCCACUCCAACGAGAUCCACGUGCUGCGAGAGCGACUGCGGCGCACGCAAGAGCGGGAACGGACAGCCGAGCGGCGGUUGAAGGAGAGCGAGGAGCAGUUGCAUCGGAGCCAAGCCGCUGUCGCGCGACUAAAGAAGCUGGUGGACCAGCAAGAAUUGGGGACCAGAGACGAGCUAAGCCGUAGCUUUGAAGAAGAGAAAACUCGGGCCCAAGAGGCACAACGUAAAGUCAAGGACUUGGAGCGUAGCAUUGAGCUGAGCAACAACAGUUUUCAGAGGCAGCUUGCUGCAGAGAAGAAGAAGACUAUUCAUUCUCAGGAGGAGGUGAAGAGUCUGCAGGAGGAGCUGGACCGACUGACCAAUAAGCUCAAGGAAAAGGAAAGAGAGCUAGAUGCUAAAAAUAUUUACUCCAACCGUUUGGCAAAACCAGCAUUACGGAAAGAUGGCGAAAGUAGUGCAAAGCGGAAACUCACAGUGCUUUACAGCACCAAGGCUGUACAAACUGAAGACAGAACGUCGAGUCAGGAUUUCCCCUCUCCACCCCCAGCCAUCAAUGACACCAACGAGUACGGCGGACAGUCGGCUGGCGAAUACCUGUCUUUGAAGGGUUUUGACAGGGUGGACAAACCAGCAGAGUCGGAGAAGGUUUCUCAAAAAAGCGAUGAACACAAGACGAGAGGGAGGCACGAGGAGGAACUGGUGAGAGAACAGGAGACGCAGCAGAGAGAGGGACUCGACCAGGAGCUGAAUGUCUUCAAAGAGAAGCUGAGCAGAUUGAAAAAUGACAUAAAGAAAGAACAGGAGGGUGAGGAUAGCAAGAAGUCAAAUUCCCUGUUCAGCCAGAAAGAAGACGACAACUACUGGAAGCGUGGCCACGUCCAGGACGAGGUGGCGCGAUGGAACAAGGAAUCUACGUCCAGCCAGCAGGCGACAGAGGAAGCACGUCGAAAGAAAGAGCAGCUGUUGGCUAAGAUGCGAGAAAUAGAUCGUCAAAACCAGGCAGCCCAGGACUCUGUGUUCGAUGAGUCACCUCUUUCUGAAUCCAGAAAAAUUAAUAACAACAUCGCUUCUCCGCAUCCACCUGAAGAGAGAAACCGUAACUUUUCGGUUUUCAACCACACUGAGUCAGAGGAGACAGGAUCGAUGCUGGCUGGAGAUCGAGAAGACGGAAGGAGGAGGCAAAGUGCGGAGCAUGGCGGUUUUACAGCGGGGAGGAGAGCAUUGCGGCCCCAUACCUCCAGUGAUGACUUGGCAUUUGGAAGGUACGCACCUUCGUUCGGACAUUCAGCGUCCCGGGUUUCCCCUGGCUUCCCUCCAGCUCCCCCUAGCGACGACAAAAACUCUGCAUUAGAAGCCAUAGGACUUUUUAAUGUUGGAAUGACGGUAACAGAGAAGGAAACAGAAACAAAAGCAGAGAAAGACAAGAAAUCAAGCCUCAUGGAGCAGCUGUUUGGUGCCCAGACCAUUCCUGCUGGUGACAGUUUCAGUGCUUCCAGUAAAAUGAUGGCACUUAAUAGCCCUCCAACAACCAACGGGGUACGUUCAAGACGGGACGGUUUACAUCGCUUCAGCUCGGGUUCCUCCACACCUCCACCGUCUUCCGGCGUCAUCGACAAGGCUCUAAACGUUGCCGACAGUAAACCUGCCAUCCGUGCCAUCCCCUCCUUCGAUGACGACAUAGAGGAACUCACUUUAUAAAUAAAUAUUUCAAUGGUA
This is a messenger RNA of Poecilia latipinna (sailfin molly), 2911 nucleotides long. RefSeq names its product lebercilin LCA5 (gene lca5). Lineage: Eukaryota; Metazoa; Chordata; Actinopteri; Cyprinodontiformes; Poeciliidae. The coding region runs from base 476 to 2893 and encodes 805 amino acids. Gene Ontology annotation, cellular component: axoneme. The transcript has 10 exons. The record is from RefSeq and is a predicted model, not a curated record. Gene Ontology annotation, biological process: intraciliary transport.